UCAUUCAUUUUUUAUUAUUGUUGUUCUUGAUUGAUUUUGUGCCUAAUCAUUGAAACAUAUUAUCUCAACGAUCUGGAAACAGCCUAGUAAUAAUUAUAACUUUUUGCUUAGUUAACUCGGAUAAAUAAGUCUGCUUCUCUAAAUAUUACUUGUUUGUAAAAGCGCUUUUUCACCUUCUCAGUGGUAGGCCCAUGAGUCUGUGCUGUUAGCCAGGUCAAGUAUCGUAGUGAUAAGACGAAAACAACUGAUAAGAAAUGGUAUUGUUCCUUUGAAUAAGAAAUGCAAGAGGAGAAAUAAAAGUUUGAAAUCAUAUGAACAUUAUUAUCAAAGACAGCCUGUCAGCAUGGGUGUUAGAGGGCUGCAGACAUAUUUGGAAAAGUAUUGUCCAUCUGCAUCUCCAAUAGUGAGGAUUCCAGAACUCAUCUCAGAAUAUAGAGAACGUUCUUCAAAUGAAGAAGUUGUCAUUGUUGUUGAUGGAUAUAAUUUUCUCUGUCGUCUCUAUGGUGAUCUUGAAUGGAUUGGAGGGGGUCAGUUGAGACAAUUUGGAGAAAAGUCCAAGAAAUUUGUUCAAGCUUUUAAAAAUGAAGGAAUUACUCUAAUCUUCUAUUUUGGUGGAACAGAAUCUAACCAUAAAUUGCAGACUUGGAGAGACAGAAAGUAUAGAUCUUUGAAUGAUGUAUAUAAUUUGUUCAAUGAAUUAAACCAAGGCACUCCAGCCAAGGACAUGCCAAAAACUUGCUUACACCUACCACCUGGCUUGAGAUCACUUGAGAUCUUUGAGACAUAUGGAUGUCAGGUUUAUCAAUCAUUUGUGGGUCGUGAUAAAGAGAUAGUCGAAUAUGCCAGGACACAUAAUGUAUUUGGUAUAUUAGCCCAAGAUACAGACUAUGUAAUAAUGGACACUGGGAAUGCACUGUAUUUUUCAUUGAGGCAUCUCGAUUUGGAGAAAAUGACAACUCGACAGUACAACCGCCAGGAACUGGCUCGUUUGUUGAAUAUACAGCUGUCCCAACUUCCUCUGUUGGCGACCCUCAUCGGAAAUGACAUUUUGCCUUCACAAGAUUUAAAGAAAUUCCAACGUACCAUCACAAGACAGUAUGAUUUAUCCAAGAAUAUCAGCUUUACAAAAUUGUUUCCGAGUGUAGCUAGAUAUGUUCACUACUUGCCACUACAUCAGGACCAGCUGAGAAACAAGUUGCCAGAAAUAGCCAGAACUGUCCUGGGAUGUGCGUCUAGAGUAUCCGAGAUUACAGUGAGCUUACAACGCUAUGAGACUACACCUAACAGAGAAAACGAAAUUGAGGGUAGAGAAAGUGAUGAUCCAUGGUUUCGAGUAAUGACAGAAGCCAGACGAAGACACCGGUAUAACCUCAACCCUGGUUGUAUUUUUUCUGUGAUGAAUGGUCUGCAUUUUGAGAGCAGUACAUCUCUUGAGGAUUACAGCCAAGAUGAUCUUCCUACUUUUAUUAAGAUGACUCAACCUAUCAGGGAACGAAUCUAUGGGAUACUGCUACAGGAGAAGCCUCUACCAGAGUCUGGGGUACACCUGGUACCGGAAUUGUGCAUGGCCGGACCAGGGAGUGUUGACCAGCCAAACUAUGUUCCAGCAGUGCCACCUGCACCUCCACAUCCAGGGUUGUUAGCACUGUGGCUGGACGAGGGAGAGCUGUUGUCUACCCGCUGGCACUUGUUUGUGUCCAGUGUGUCUCCGGACCUGAAUGUCUCCAGAGCAAGGGGUUUGUUAAUAAUUGAUCUUGUUUGUUUCAGCUCCACACCCAGGGUUGUUAGCACUGUGGCUGGACGAGGGAGAGCUGUUGUCUACCCGCUGGCACUUGUUUGUGUCCAGUGUGUCUCCGGACCUGAAUGUCUCUAGAGUGAGGGAUGUGCUGCCACCUUAUCUUGUUAUUCCUACCAUCUUGCUAUUUUACAUCAAUAAGUUGAAAUGUUUGGAAACAUGUGAAGUGGAUGCAAUGCUUGCUACUGCAAUUUGCCUUAAGUACUAUGACGUAGAGAGGCUGGCAAAAUUGCCAUCAGAUCCCAUCUCUUCUAGAGGCGUUAGGGUAGCGAACCUUAU
Molecule: messenger RNA, 2074 nt
Organism: Homalodisca vitripennis (glassy-winged sharpshooter)
Lineage: Eukaryota; Metazoa; Arthropoda; Insecta; Hemiptera; Cicadellidae
Product: constitutive coactivator of peroxisome proliferator-activated receptor gamma-like
Exons: 9
Coding region: 344-1873 (509 amino acids)
Cellular component (GO): nucleus
Source: RefSeq, a predicted model, not a curated record